AGCGCGAGCCGGCGCCUCACCGCCACUCCGCGCGCUGCUGCUGCGGGAAGCCGCUCUGGGCUGGGAUUAGCAGCCGCCCCCUCUCCGCUCUCUUCCUCUCCCUCCUGCCUCCUCUCUCUGCGCGGCGGCGGCGGCGGAGACCAAUGCCUCGGAGACAGUGGUUGGAGCAGUGUUGUACCAAGAGCAAGAAGGCAUGGAGCGACCUGUAGCCAUCAGUGGUAAAAAAUCGAAUGCAGCUGAAAAGAGGCACCUUUCCUAGGAGACCACAAGGAUCGUUAUUGUUCAGGAUUUCAAAGAGCCAUCAUUUAUCUUUGUGGACACAAGUGAAUGGACAAUGGUGCCCCAACCAUCUGUUCAAGCUGUUUGAAAGAGAGGCUUCUGUACAAAUGGCAUAAAAGAACAGUCAAGCAUCAAAUAUCACAACUGACGUGUGAAUUCAAGACUCCGCUAAACUCUCCUCCCUUUUAAGCCUUGACUCAAACUAAGAUGGAAAACUGACAAACGGGAAUGUAGCACAAUUUGUUCCUUCUGAAGACUGAGAUCACUGCACACACCAAGAGCUCCUGUUACGAUUUUUGUGACCCAAAUUGUAAUUCUCAGGACUGGCAUUAUCAUCUGUGACACAUGUGAAAGCAUAAGUAUUUCUCUGCAACCUGUCUCUAACAUAACUAUAUGUGUUAGAUGCCUUUGGGACUCUCUUUACAUCAGCCAUGAAAGGAUUAUCUAGCAGCCGCAGUCAUCAUCAUGGGGUUACCUGUGACCCUACAUGUGACAGUCUGCCACAUCACCCAGACAGGAAGCCAUAUUUAUUAAAUCCAGUGGACCCUCACCCUGCAGAUCAUCCUUAUUAUACUCAAAGGAACUCUUUUCAGGCAGAAUGCAUGGUGCCCUAUAAUGACCAGCUUGCUAGCAGCACAUUUCCUCGGAGGCAUUAUAGCUCUAACCAUGAACUGAAAGAUGAGUGUGCUCUUGUUCCCCAUGGAACUUCCAAUAAAACUAACCGCAUCCCUGCCAAUCUUUUGGACCAGUUUGAAAGGCAGUUGCCUCUUAAUCGAGAUGGCUACCAUACCUUACAGUACAAACGAACUGCCGUGGAACAUCGGAGUGAUAGCCCCGGGAGGAUCCGCCACUUGGUUCAUUCUGUUCAAAAGCUCUUCACAAAGUCUCAUUCUCUUGAGGGACCAUCUAAGGGAAGUGUCAAUGGUGGCAAAGCAAGCCCAGAAGAGACACAGACGAUGAGGUAUGGGAAGCGUAGCAAGAGUAAAGAAAGGAGACCAGAAGGGAAGCCCAGGUCCAAUGCAUCUGGGUGGUGGAGUUCAGAUGACAAUUUGGACAAUGAUGUUUGUGUUUAUCAUGGUCCCAGUGGGGUUAUGACUAUGGGAAGAUGCCCUGAUCGUUCCUCUUCCCAGUACUUUAUGGAAGCCUAUAACACUAUUAGUGAACAUACUGUGAAGUCAUCCAGAAGCAAUAAUGAUGUCAAAUGCUCUACCUGUGCAAACCUGCCUGUGAAUUUGGACUCACAGCUAAUGAAGAAAAGCUCUUGGUCCUCUACGCUAACAGUGAGCAGAGCUCGUGAGGUUUACCAGAAAGCUUCAGUUAAUAUGGAUCAAACAGUGAUGAAGUCAGAGACAUGUCAACAGGAACGGUCUUGUCAAUACCUCCAGGUUCCUCAGGAUGAAUGGACUGGGUACACUCCACGAGGCAAAGAUGAUAAGAUUCCAUGCCGGCGAAUGCGCAGUGGUAGUUACAUUAAAGCCAUGGGAGAUGAUGACAGUGGGGACUCAGACACCAGCCCAAAGCCAUCUCCAAAGAUUGCAGCACGAAGGGAGAGCUAUCUCAAGGCUACCCAGCCAUCACUUACAGAACUCACCACCCUCAAGAUAUCCAGUGAACAUUCUCCAAAGCUUCAGAUCCGGAGCCACAGUUACCUGAGGGCUGUGAGUGAAGUCUCUAUCAAUAGGAGUUUGGACAGUCUAGACCCUGCAGGUCUGCUUACUUCUCCCAAAUUCCGUUCCCGGAAUGAGAGCUACAUGAGAGCCAUGAGUACCAUCAGUCAGGUGAGUGAGAUGGAAGUAAAUGGUCAAUUUGAAUCAGUCUGUGAAUCGGUGUUCAGUGAACUAGAAUCUCAGGCAGUGGAGGCCCUGGAUCUGCCAAUGCCAGGCUGUUUCCGCAUGAGGAGCCACAGCUAUGUGAGAGCAAUCGAGAAGGGCUGUUCCCAGGAUGAUGAAUGUGUGUCGCUAAGGUCCGCAUCUCCUCCACGCACAACCACUACUGUGAGGACCAUCCAGAGCAGUACCGUGUCAUCCUGUAUUACUACCUAUAAGAAGACACCACCUCCAGUUCCACCAAGAACAACCACCAAACCUUUUAUUUCCAUCACUGCUCAAAGCAGCACAGAGUCUGCCCAAGAUGCAUAUAUGGACGGGCAGGGACAAAGGGGAGAUAUCAUCAGUCAGUCUGGACUUAGCAACUCUACAGAGAGCUUGGACAGCAUGAAGGCAUUAACUGCUGCUAUUGAGGCAGCUAAUGCACAGAUCCAUGGCCCAGCUAGCCAACAUGUAGGUAACAAUACUGCCACUGUCACCACAACCACCACCAUAGCCACUGUUGCUGUAGAAGACAGAAAGAAGGACCACUUCAAGAAAAACAGAUGUUUAUCCAUUGGAAUACAGGUGGAUGGCGCUGAAGAAUCCACCAGACUGGGUGAAAAUAAAGCAACCAGUAAGUUCCAAUCCAUAGGUGUUCAAGUAGAGGAGGAGAAGUGCUUCCGCAGGUUUACGCGAUCUAAUAGUGUAACAGCAGCUGUGCAAGCAGAUCUGGAUUUCCAUGAGAACUUUGAAAUAUCACUGGAUCCUCAAGAGGACACUUUGUACACUGGGCAAAUAUCAAGACAGUUUUCCCGAGAUGCAAGCACCUCCACCGUUAGCAUACAGGGGUCAGGGAACCAUUAUCAUGCAUGUGCGGUGGAUGAUGACUUUGAUACAGAUUUUGACCCUUCAAUUUUACCUCCUCCUGACCCUUGGAUUGAUUCUAUAACUGAAGAUCCUCUGGAGGCUGUUCAAAGGUCAGUGUGUCACAGAGAUGGACACUGGUUUCUGAAGCUUCUUCAGGCAGAGAGAGAUCGCAUGGAAGGCUGGUGCCAACAGAUGGAAAGAGAAGAACGGGAAAACAACUUGCCUGAGGACAUUCUAGGGAAGAUUCGAACUGCAGUGGGCAGCGCCCAACUUCUCAUGGCCCAGAAAUUUUACCAGUUCAGAGAACUGUGUGAAGAAAACCUGAAUCCUAAUGCACAUCCAAGGCCGACCUCCCAGGAUUUAGCAGGGUUUUGGGAUAUGCUGCAGUUGUCCAUAGAAAAUAUUAGUAUGAAAUUUGAUGAACUUCAUCAGUUAAAGGCCAAUAAUUGGAAACAGAUGGAUCCUCAUGACAAGAAGGAGAGAAGGGUCCCUCCUCCAGUGCCAAAGAAGCCAACGAAAGGCCAGGUGCCACUUAUACGGGAACGCUCUCUGGAGAGCUCACAGCGUCAAGAGGCCCGGAAACGGCUGAUGGCUGCCAAGCGAGCUGCAUCUGUCCGUCAGAACUCAGCCACUGAGAGCGCCGAAAGCAUUGAGAUUUACAUCCCCGAAGCCCAGACCAGGCUAUGAAGGGAUCCUACCAGGAGGACUCUCACUGGCAAGACAAGUCUCCUGUAUAAUCUGCCCCUCUAGGUCCCCGCUCAAAGCCACCAUUAAGUAUUUGUAUUUUCCUCUCUCUCUCUUCCCCCCUUCUCCCCCACACUCCUCUGUACACAAUCCCAAUGAAUUCCACUUUUGUGGUGUAGUUGUCAAUCUUCCAAGAGAUGUCCUCUAAUAACCCUUGCUUUUUAAAGGUUUGCCCAUAUCAUCAUAAUGCUUGGUCACAUGUACUGACGCUACCAUCUUGCCUCACGUAAAAGGUACAAUCCUUUUUUCAGUUUAAUAAAAUAAAAACACCACAUUCACACACAUACACACAACUGUAUAGUAGAUGUUCCAUUUAACUCAUUCACGAUCUUUAGUUUAUCUAAAGCUAGUCUGUUACCUAGUGUACAGCAAUAUAAAACUAUAGGGUAUUUUGGAAAUCCAGUAAUGCAGGGUGAUCCUUUUGGACUCUGCUGUCUUCCUCAUAAAAGAUGGAAAGGAGCUAUGACUUAGAUUCCCUUCUUUUUAUUAGUAUUCUUUUUUAAAGCAGAUGGCGCACUUUAUUCUGAACCUCCAUAUCACAGCUUCUCACCUGACCUUCUCACCUGUAAUGGUCACAAGGGGGUGGGGAAACAGCUGUGUUGAGGUGAAAGGAAGGGGGGGGUAAGAUAGUAGGGAUAGGAAAGACCUUAUGGAAAGAAAACUGAACUCACAACUGCACGCUCACAGCUGCACAAACUGCCUCAUUUUUAUUUCCUCAAUCACUACUUACACAUUUGAUCAGCAGAAGAUAGUAAAUUCAAUCUUCCAGGGAAAUAAAUCUAUUUUGAAAGGCAAUAAAAAGGUGAAAAGAAAUGGUCAAAGAGAACAUAAAAAAGAUGAAGGAUUUUUUUUUGGUCCAAGAAUUAAGAAUUAAAUAUACACAUACACACACCUGUACCAUAUUGUCAAUUCCUAUUGUAUUGCAUUGAAUGGAUUAUAUUGGUUUAAAAAAAAAGGAAAAAGAAAAAAAGCUUGGUUUUGUUACCGUCUUAAUCUUGGUGAGACUAUCCAAUUUCACACAGAUGCACACAGACACCUGUUACUGAAACAUUGUAAAUGGAACCCAUGAUACUUUUCAAAGCAAAGUUUUGUUUGUUUUAUAUGCAGCUGGUUGUACGCUACAGGUUAGACUGCUUACCAUCAAACGGUUCAUACCUAGGAGUAAGUUUCUACUUCAGUCUCUUAAUACUACCCUGUUUUUUAAAAGCAAGGAUUUUUCACAAGUUGUGGGACCAUAACAAGUCUAUGUUUUUUCACUACAGGGCUAAAAGGCUAACUUUCCUACACUAGCUUUUCCUGUCAUUUUGAAAUCAUGACUACUUUACAUUCCCAAGUUUUCAGCAGUUCAUUUAAUACUUAGGGUAAAAUCUUGCCCAUGCUGCUAGGAGGUGUCUGCCAUGUAUAAGUGACAAUAGCCAUUGUGCCAUUAUAGGGCAAGAUGUCUCAGGCAUAGCACUGGAAAAAAAAAAGCAAUGCAGCUCCUUGCUUGGCACAUGCACUAGAAGGCAACACUAGUUGGCUGCAGCAAUCUGACCAUGCCCUAUAAUUAGCACACCAUGCACUCCGGGGACUGAUGCGUGUCAGAAGGUAACAGCAUUUUCCCUACAUAAGUGUUGUCUGCAGGAUGAGGGAUGAAUCCUCCCUUGCCAAUUCCUCUUACAAUCUCUUCUUCCACUGGGGCACCCAUGUAGCAUGGGCAGAACGUGGCCCUUACUAUGAGACACAUGUACAUAAGGAAGGAAACUAGAAAUGGUCUGGUGACGAAGUCCACUGAUUGAGGGAUGAUGUGUACUUUGUACCACACCAGAGUUGGUCUUAAAUGCCCUAAUUCUUUAAACAGUUUGAACAUUCCAACUGUGACAAUCCCACUGCAUGGUCAACAUAAUUGUGUAGCUCACAUUUAAAAGAUACCAUCAGAAAGUUAAGCUGUUUCCAAUUCGUACAUCAAAGAUCACGCCAGACAGCUUUGAAUAUAACAUUAUGGCCAGGUGCUACUUUAAUUUUAUUCAAGAAAUUAGGAGAGGUAAUAGGUUCUAGCACCAAAUCUGUUUUCAUGAAAACAUUCUAAAACCACUUUAGAAUUGCUACCUCUCAAAGCCAUUGAUAUCUGAGCUAUGUCUUUAUAAACAGGGCACAAAUAUUUACUGCUGUGGUUUAUAAAAUAAGGGCUAAUCAUUUAAUAUUUAAAAGACUUUUAACUAGAAUAAUCAGAAAUCCAAUGUAACCCAAGAAUGCUUCAUGUGAAGGGGGCUUUAAAAGGUUUGACCCUAGAAGCAUUUGAAGACCAGUAUAUUUGAUAGUUUUGAAAGAACACACUUCAUUUAACUUUUAGCAGCAGCGAAAGAUCAGUGUUUGCAGUACGUAUGGUGCCAACUGCCACUUUUGACCAUGUAAUCAUGUUAAGAAUUAAAUAUUAUUUGGAACUCAUUUGUAUUAAGAGAUACAAAGCAGCAUCCCAGUGAGGGUCCACAGUCACAUAUAUGUUUUGGUUGAUUUAUGAAAGAAGAGUUAAGACUUUGGUUGACAAGUGGCAAGAGAAAUUUAUUUAAAGAUUAUGCUGUAGUUAGUUCCAAAAAAACAAAAACAAAAAAAAGGCAGAAAACUGAAGACUUGUUAGUCUUGCACAUGAUAAAUCAUUGUAUUUGUAUAACAUAGGAUAUUUUUUGUAAGUAUUUUAAAUGAAUCUAUUCUUAGUGAAAUGCCUGUUAGUUCAUAUUGACUGUGGACAGGGCAUUAUAACAUUUUCCUAGCUUUCCAGCACUGAAAAGUAUGUUCAGCCUUGAAACUGGUUAAUAUAUGACUAUACUUCCACCCCCAGACUGCCACUGGUUAACCACUUGACUCCUUACUUACCACUAUGAAUAUACUUUUUCUAUAAUUUAUUUUAGUGUAAUUUGUAACUAUUUGUUCUUGGUCUAAUCUGCCCAAUGUAAUCUAAAAAAGUAUUAUUUUCUGUUGAUCUUUGGUACAAAAACCGUUGCUUUUUCCCUCUUUGGGAAAAUUGACAAAAAAAAGUUGUUUUUGUUUCCGGCUUCAAAAGUUAAAAGAAAAGUAUUUAUUAUAUUUUUUGCAGAUGUUUCCAUAAAAUUAUCAUAAUCUUUUUGUAAAGAAAGAUGAAGAAAUGGAUUAAAGAUUUUUAAUAAUUGAAAAGGUAAAUAGAAAUAAUUUAUUUGUAAUAUAUCUCCGUUUAUUUAUUGGUGUUUCCCUUAAUGUUUUGGUGUGCACUAUCACUUUAAUUUACAAUUUAUCUUUGUGACUUGACAGUUUCUUUAAAAAAAAAAUUAAACACAUUUUAAAUAACUGGAAUGUACAUCACCGGCCUACCUAUAUUCCCAAAUGAGAUUUUUAAAAUGUUUUCGGUUGGGGUGGGGGGAAGGGAAAUAAGGUACAAAUUUGAAUGCCUUUAGACUGAGGGGUAGAGCACAUUUUUAUGGCUUUAUGAAUUGGGUUCAUAGGAUUAUCUAUCUAGUUUGUGUGUGGACAGAAAAAUGUAAAUAGAUGAAUGUUUCCCAUAAUGUAAAAAAAUAAAAAAAUAAAAUAAAAAAAGCAAAUUAAUAAAAUAAUUAAUGCACUGCU
This is a messenger RNA of Alligator mississippiensis (American alligator), 7274 nucleotides long. RefSeq names its product DLG associated protein 1 (gene DLGAP1). Gene Ontology annotation, cellular component: postsynaptic specialization; glutamatergic synapse. NCBI's taxonomy places the organism in Eukaryota, Metazoa, Chordata, Crocodylia, Alligatoridae. Gene Ontology annotation, biological process: signaling. The record is from RefSeq and is a predicted model, not a curated record. The coding region runs from base 711 to 3641 and encodes 976 amino acids. The transcript is spliced from 15 exons. Gene Ontology annotation, molecular function: molecular adaptor activity.